Molecule: messenger RNA, 11595 nt
Organism: Macrobrachium nipponense
Lineage: Eukaryota; Metazoa; Arthropoda; Malacostraca; Decapoda; Palaemonidae
Product: glutamate receptor ionotropic, NMDA 2B-like
Exons: 23
Coding region: 2009-5416 (1135 amino acids)
Biological process (GO): monoatomic ion transport
Cellular component (GO): plasma membrane
Molecular function (GO): NMDA glutamate receptor activity
Source: RefSeq, a predicted model, not a curated record
AGACGUGUUUGGUGGUGGUUGGUCGCGCUCCCGGUAGCUUAUCUCGGGGUUACGCCAUGGGUAGGCAUUGGAUGAACUUUCCAGGACAGUGCCUGACCCUACCGUCCGUUUAAUCAUAAGAAAACCGACUGGAAAGCGUCCGCUGGCUUGCGUACGUCCGCUCAGGUGGGAAAAGAAAUCGGGAAGAGAGAGAGAAAGAAAAGAAAUCUAGAGAUCCUGAACUGGAGGAGGGUGUUGUGUAGUGAUGAUAAGUCCUCGGUGAUGAUGUUUGGGCAAUAGCAUCAUUCCGAGAUUCUUUGUUUUGUAACGACGAAUCUGCAUUAUGUUCGUUAUUUUCAAGAGUCGCCUGGAAAUGCCUCCCAUGAGAGUGAGGGAUCUCUAGGAGAAAGUUCACAAGGGUGAUAACAGGAUUUUUCCAGAGAAAUGUUCGUCUUUAAGGAACCAGAAGGAAGUUCCAGCAGCUGGUGCUGGGAAAGCCACCGAAGGGAAGAAAAGGGAGCACUAGAUUUUCUGUCUGCAGGUGAAGGCUGUCAAUAACGACAAAAACGGAGUGAUGAUCUCGCGUCGGAAGUCCUGACACGAAAGAGAAAGGAAAUCAGGAAAUAUCGACGUUCACAUUCUACAAAGCGUACAAAUUUCCAUGGAAAAUUUUCCAACAUUUACAAGCAUCCAAACCUGUCGAAAAUUUUUCCGUUGCCUAAUGCCAAAAUCUUAUGAUUUCUGAGUGCAGUACCUAAAAAGCGGAAACACUGUGAAAUGAUUUGCUCCAUAAAAAUGUUAAAAAAUAUCAGACGCUAAACAUGGUGCUUCAAUUUCGGAACCUUUUAGCAAACGCUUCCCGUGAGGAUUCGAAAUACAGGACUGAAAUAUAACUUGCAUACGUGAGUACGAAAUUUCUAACCUAUCAAUAAUAACGAAAUAAUCAGUUCUCGUUCCGAUGGCGAAUACAGUCAAGCAACCGUAUCGAAGAAAAUCUCGGUUUUAAUUUUGAAUCCAUAUGUGAUGACUAAUGAUCAGACACUGAACGCAGUCUCAUAGACAGAACGAUCGGCGAGAGAAUUGAAAGCACGGAAACGAGAUAUCGGUCAAUAAGGAGCAGGAAGAAGAAGGUUGUAGAAUCUUAUCGCAUAUUAAAUAGUGUUCAUGUGUUGUUUUGUGAUAUACCACUGCCCUGGUACGUGACGAAAGAAACGAAAUGAAUAUGAAUGUGACUAAGUUUCCGAGGAAAGGGAUAAUUUUUUUGGGCGAUGGUAUCUUGUUGGAAAUGUAAAGUGGUUAGGUGACAUCUGAAAAGUGAGGGCCAGGUUUUACAUAUGCGAAAAUAUAGAGAACAUUAUUCCUUUCUUUCGAGCGUUAAGUUUUGAGAUUAAUUUUGGGAAGAGGUGUGAAAGCAAAGUGAAGAAGAAGAAGAAGAAGAAGAAGAAGAAGAAAAGAAGAAAAUCGGGAACGAGGCUCAUCCCUCUUGAGGCUUGGAAACCCGAGUCAGCAGAAAAUUUGCUGUUUAUGAGACUCGUCUAAUCGACAAGGACUUCUUUCUCAAUGGGCAAUCUUUGUUCUCAUCCACUAUUCCGCCUCUGAUUCAGUCAGUGCACAAGAAAGGAAAUUAAAAGAGAGAUAUAAACUUAGAAAAGGAAAUCAGGAAAACAUUGAGAGAUAGAAAAAAAAACCUGUAAAACCUUGAGCUAUGCAGCUGUAACAUUAAAGCAGGUCACCCAAACAAGAAGAAAAGUUCCCCUUAUGAAACUGAACUACAACAAAGGAUUGAUUGAGGACACGAAAAAACGAAAGAAAAAGAAAGAUAGUCCGGAGGACAACGGCCUAAGAUUGCUGUCUAGGAUAACUGGAAUAAAACCAUUCCAAGUUAUAAAGGAUAAUCCUUAAACCAAUAUCCACUGGAACUCAACUGCUGUCAGACAUUUCUUUCAGGCCUCACUGCAUGACUGGUGGACGUGGCGCAUAUCCGGCCGGUGGGCGUUGAGUCUGGUGGGUGGGGGCGGAGGCCACCACAAUGGAGGGGAGAUGGUGUUGGCGAACGUGGUGGUUCGGUGGGCGAGGCCGGAGCAGCAGGUAUGGGGUGGCCAUGCCCCUCCUGCUAGCAGUGCUCCUGCUCUUUGCCUGCUGGCCUUCGAGAUCGCUAGUGGAAGGGAAAACGUUCUUCCGGGACCGUCACAAACAGUUGCAGCAGGAGGCUGAGCAGAAGAAGAACCAGCAGAAGGAAGAGGUCCCAGACGUUACCAUCAACGUCGGGAUCAUCAUGCCUGUCACCAACCUCCGUCUACGUUAUUAUCAACUCAAAAUCCGUAACGGAGCAAAACACUUCGGCAAUCGUCUAAUGAUGUACAAAUUCGGAUACGACCAGUUUAUCCAAGAGCAAAUGGCCCUCAACCCAUCCCCUACAAAUAUUUUGAACACACUCUGCCGUUCCUUCCUGCCAAAGAACGUGUCUGCCAUCAUCUACACGACCAACGACGAGUCUUUCGGCCGCAACACAGCCUCUGCCCAAUACUUCUUACAACUAGCAGGGUACCUCGGUAUCCCAGUCAUUGCCUGGAACGCAGACAACUCAGGCUUGGAACAGGCCUCCAUGAGCGGCUUGAGAAUACAAAUGGCGCCUUCCAUACAUCACCAAGCUGCCGCGAUGCUUUCAAUACUUGUAAGGUAUCAGUGGCAUGCAUUUACAAUUGUCACUUCGCAUAUUGCUGGCCACACAGACUUUGUCCAAACGGUCAGGGACCAGGUACACCAAUAUGGCGACCCCCAAGAUCUCUCCAAGCCCAAAAUCAAGUUCACCAUCAUUGACAAUGUCAUCAUCAACAACGCCAAAGAAGACCUGGCUGUCGUGGCAGACAGCGAAGCGCGCAUCAUCCUCUUGUAUUCGACCAACCAGGAGGCCAAAUCCAUCAUGAGAGCCGCAGAAACCAUGGGGCUCACCGGAGAAAAUUACGUGUGGAUCGUUACCCAGUCGGUUAUGGGAUCCCUCAGCGGAGUGAAUAAUAAUAACGACUUUCCCGUCGGCAUGCUGGGAGUCCACUUCGACACAAAUGACGACGCGUUACAGGAGGCCAUUUUCACCACCGUCAGGAUAUUCGGUUACGGGGUCAUGAACUUCCUCAGCGACGCCCGGAACGAACAUCUCAGCCUCCAGCCAAAACUCUCUUGCGAGAACCAGACCAAUGCUCGAUGGACACUCGGUGCUACCUUCUACAGAUAUCUUAAGAACGUGAGCAUUCCCUACGACAAGGUCUACGAGAAUCUGGAUAACAACAAGAGAGGACUCGUGGAGUUUUUGCCGGAUGGAUCCCGGAAGGACGUCGAGCUAAAGAUCAUGAAUCUGAGGGACUCUGGGACGUCCUCCGAAACGAGGAAAUGGGAGGAGAUUGGUACGUGGAAUUCGUGGGAUCCUGAAGGUCUGCAAAUUAACGACAUCGUGUGGCCAGGGCACCAGCACGUCCCUCCUCCAGGAGUACCUGAAAAGUUUCACCUGAAGAUUGUGUUCCUGGAAGAGCCGCCCUACAUCAGCCUGGCGUCUCCAGAUCCGGUCACUGGGAAGUGUAAUGCCAACAGGGGCAUCUUGUGCCGCGUUGCUACCGAAGCCAUGAUGGCCAAGGUCGAGAACCAUACACUAGCACAGCAGAACAGCACAUAUUAUAAAUGCUGUUCAGGUUUCUGCAUAGAUAUGCUGCAGAAGUUCUCGGACGAACUCGGUUUCUCGUACGACCUCUUCAGAGUCGAAGACGGCAAAUGGGGCACUUUGGAGGAUUACAAGGGAAGCAGACAUACGACCGCACAGUCUGGCCACAAGGGCAACAAAUGGAACGGACUGGUGGCGGCACUCAUGAACCGAAAGGCAGACAUGGCGCUGAGCAGCUUCAAGAUCAAUUCGGAGAGAGAAAGUGUGAUAGAUUUCACCGUCCCCUUCCUCGAGUCCGGCAUCGCCAUCGUCGUGGCUAAGAGGACAGGCAUCAUCUCGCCUACGGCUUUUCUUGAACCAUUCGACACUGCCUCUUGGAUGCUGGUGGCGUUUGUUGCAAUUCAAGUCGCCGCUCUCACAGUCUUCCUCUUCGAAUGGCUUAGUCCCGGUGGAUACAACAUGAAAAUGGCACCACCUCGCGAUCACAAAUUCUCAUUACUGAGGACAUAUUGGCUCGUGUGGGCUGUGUUGUUCCAAGCUGCUGUACAUGUAGAUUGCCCUAAAGGGUUCACUGCAAGGUUCAUGGCCAACAUCUGGGCUAUGUUCGCCGUAGUCUUUCUUGCCAUCUACACUGCUAACCUGGCAGCCUUCAUGAUCACGAGGGAGGAAUACCACGACUUUUCAGGCAUCGAAGACCAUAGGCUGGAGAAUCCCUAUGUCAAGAAACCACCAUUCAAGUUCGGCUUCGUCCCUUACACCAACACAGAGACAAUCUUGUCCAAACACAAACCAGAAAUGUUCCAGUACAUGAGUCAGUACAAUAAGACGUCUAUAGAACUUGGUAUCAAGGCAAUCAAGAAAGGAGAGCAGGAUGCAUUUAUCUAUGAUGCGACAGUCUUGGACUACUUGGUGGGACAGGACGACGAGUGCCAGCUCCUAACUGUGGGCACUUGGUACCACAUGACCGGGUACGGCAUUGCGUUUCCAAGAGGAUCCAAACACACUGCCCAUUUCAACGAACGGCUCAUGUCUUAUAAGGAUAAUGGUGAUAUGGAACGUAUACAAAGGUUCUGGCUCACAGGUGCUUGCAAACCCAAGAAGCAAAAUAAGCGAGCGUCGGAACCGCUGGCACUGGAGCAGUUCUUGUCGGCUUAUUUACUCCUUUUCACUGGCGUCCUGUUAGCGUUGAUUCUCCUCUUGCUGGAACACGUUUACUUCAAGUAUGUCCGGAAGCAUCUGGCGAAAACGGACUCUGGAGGGUGCUGCGCCCUAAUCAGCCUGAGCAUGGGUAAGUCCCUGACAUUUCGAGGGGCAGUGUUCGAGGCGCAGAAUAAGUUGCGGCGGCACCGCUGCCGCGAUCCCCUGUGCGACACACACAUCUGGAAGGUGAAGCACGAGCUGGACAUGGCCCGAGUGAAGAUCAAGCAGCUGGAAAAGGAACUGGAGUCCCACGGGGUUAAACCUAGCAGGAAGUUCGCUCCCAGACAAGGCAAUAUCCUAACCAGCUGCUGGAAACCGAACGCUCAGGACACCGAUGACGAGAAUAUUCCCCAGUUCCUCAAUGUCUACGCUAGCCUGACGACGGGUCGAGCGGAGCGAGAGAUGAUGGGCACCAGGGAAGUUUUCGGGGCCAGGGACAUGACCAGGAACCACAUUUCCUCCAACGACCCCGCAAGACCUUCCUCCACUGCUACUCUCACCCCCCCACCGGAGACAGGAGGUGCCAGACAGAGGACGCGCCAACCAUUCGCGGGAGACUUGUUGGGCCGCGUAACAGAAGUUUGACUAACAUCGUCUGACAUUAGAGAAAUAGCGGAGAUGGAGACAGUAUUAUAAAGGUAUAAAGGUUUGAUAUUAAAAGGUGUAAAUAACCAAUUUGUAAAUCAAAGUUCAAACAAGAAUGUAGACGUAGGAAUAAUGCAUUUAUAUAACAAACAUCAGACGCGUUUAAUAAUAAACCACCACGUUUCUAGGCUCUUAGGGAUUCUAAUUUAAAAAAAUAAAGUAAUUACGUAAGUAUAGCAAAGCAUCAAGUUAAGCUUUCUUGGUUCUCCAACUCCUUAGUACGAGACGUCUGUAAGUGGCUGUCAAUUUGGGCUCUGAUCUCGCCUGAUGACGUUCCCUCAGUGACUCCUUCACCUACUAGAUCAUUUUAUUCCAUCUUCUAUUUCCUUGUGGCCUACUUCUUCGCCAACCCAGCUAUUAAUCAGUUAAAAAACGGGAUAGUCAAAGUGGAUAAUGGCGUUGUAGCAAAGGAAUUUUGAGAGAAAAAAAGGAGAGAAAAAUGAAUUUGAAUAUAUGAAGAACUCGGCUUGGGAAGUUCAUCAUGCUUGAUUCCACUCGAGUUGACCACUACAAUACGCGCCCGGACUCCUCUCUCUCUCUCUCUCUCUCUCUCUCUCUCUCUCUCUCUCUCUCUCUCUCUCUCUCUCGUUUCUUAUUGAAACUAUAUAUAGACGAAUAAUCUGACGUUUCUGAACCUUAACUGCUAUUGGUGGCGUCCUCAUCUCCUCUACCACCAAAUGUAAAUAAGCUCACCAUAACGUUUAUAUAUACUUUGUUUCUUCCUUUCGUAGGUAUAUAUUGACGUGUUCACCAUUUAUUGGCUGAUAUAAAUAUAUAUAUAUAUAUACAUAAAUGUGUGUGACAUUGCUAAUUUUAUUCAUUGCUUCCUCUGUUGUGUAUUGAAGUGUAAAUAUAUCUAUAAACCUUAGAUGAAAUUCAAAUAAAAAAAUAAAUCAAUGAAAAAAAAAAAGAGGAUCAUUUUUUCGGUCCUCACAUCUCAAUUGAGAGAAAACAAAAGUGCGAGGAAAUAAGGGGUCCCACGAAUGACAAUUUGGGAAAUAUAAUCAAAACAGAAAAUUUCACAUAAUAAACUAACAAAAAAUUAAAUGAAUUCCAUAGAGAAAAAAAAUCAAAUAAAUUUUAAGACUAUAAAUGCUAUGUUAUCUAAUUUAGAAAAAAAAAAAAAAGAUGCUUACUUGGAGCUAUUUUGUUUUGCCUCUUGAGAAGUGCUAAAGAAAAAUGAAUAUUGACAACUAUCACGUUAUACAGUUUGGUGCGAAUAGACUGCUUUAGUUCCCUGGACCUCCGUGUGAAGUAAAAGAAAAUGUUAUUAGUUUUAAAAACUUAAUAGUUUAAAUAAAAAUUAUGAUUUUUUCUUAUUGUGAAAAGCUCAUUGAUCCAUAUGAAGGGUGAAAAUUACUGAUAUCAUUAUUGUUAUCAUUAGAGCAUAAGCAUCUGCCUGUACCAGAGAUCAUUUCGUUCAAAGACUAAAAAAGAAAAUAGACAUAUAAACGUACAUACAUUUGGAAAAGAGGCACCCAAUGUGUAUAACGCAGAUAAAAAAAAAAGUAUGAAUCAAGACAGUGUAAGGAAUCGUCAUAAUCAUAAACAGAAAAAGCGUAGAGUUGUUUGCGUUUGUAAGUUAUCAUUUAUAGUUCACAAAUGUAUUGUGUAUCCUGUAACGAAGUUCUUUGAGUGUGAUAUGUUCUUUCAUAAAGGAAAAGUUUGAGGAACUAACCAUUUACUUUUGUCCAGUAAAGGUUCUCCUGUAUUCUGUUUUAAUAGAAAUGAUGAUUUUUUUUUUUUAUUCUUUUGUUGAGCUAGGUCCUUGUACUUCCUUACAACCCAUUUCUUUUAUGUUCCUAGUGAUUCUUUCUUCUAGGAAAUCCUUAUUGUUUUCAAUGUUUUUAAACAAUCAAUUCAUGAUGUACUGAGAAAGAAGGUAAUCAGAUAUGAAAGUGGCAACGAAUGCUAACAUGAGAUUAAUAUCAUUUACUGAACUAAAUAGAUAUGUUUAAGAACAUAACAGAUUAGGGAACUAAGAGAAAGUACAUGGAAAAUUAAUGUGAAAAUAUGUAAUAUAAAAGGAAGCCAGAUGAAUGGAAUAUUGAAUAAUCUUAUGUUUAGUUUGGAAAAUAAAUUUCUUGUAUGUUUUUGUAAAUGAUAUAGACUUGAGCACCAACCAACCUUACAUCAUUCUUGUAUACAGCUGAUAACAUUGCAUCUUAAAUCAUGAGAUAAAGGAGACAUUCACGAAAUCAUUCAUUAAAUGUCACGAGAUGGAGGACCGAAGUGACCUGAGUUGCCCUAAAAUAUAUACAUAUGAAUCCAUUUUUAUACUUGCAGUCAUUUAUCAUUAGCUCAUUCGCCAUUUUGAGCCACAGACGCACAAACGCCGUUUGAGUUUCAUGUCCUGCUCAUUAUACCUUCCAUGGCCAAGAGUAGCCAAGAUCUCUUUUCUUUUCGCCAAACAGGGCUUUAGCUUAUCAUACUUCGUAUCUCUUUGCAAGAAUCAUUUUGCCAGAUUUGUGAACAAAUUUAAUCUAGUACUGUUCAUCGGAGACGUAUAAACCCAAUUCUAGUCGCUGAAAUAAUUGAGAAUUGUUUAUUUGUCAAAUAUAAACGUUGCAUGUAUUGUGAAGGUUCGACUUUAUUGAUAAACAAAAAUACAUGAUAAUAAAUACAUACGGUUUAACUGGUAAAAUUCAUUGCGUUACUGGCCCUUCACCGCCCUAUUGACCAUUUUGGUAAAACUUUGAUUUACAUUCAACAAUAAUGUAUAUUUCUUUAUACCCAACAGUGAAAAGCUUAUUCUAUUUUCUUCUUUUUUAAAUAUAUGGGCAGAUACUUGAAGUUUCCUUUGUAAUAAUAAUGCCCAAUUUUACAAUCGAAAUAAAAUGUUUUGCUUGGCCCUUUAAUCCGAUUGCAGAUCGAUAUAACGAGUAACUUGAAUAGAUCAUUUCAUUGAUUAAAUAGAAUAAUAAGUAGCCUCUAGUUAAGAUCCCGGCUCUCUCUCUCUCUCUCUCUCUCUCUCUCUCUCUCUCUCUCCCCGAAAUCCUGCCCAGCACCGACUCCGUGACCUUAACUACCUAAUUCGCCGGUCCCUCUGAUUCCGUAGACGACCAACACUCAUCAGCGUUUGCGUCUGAGGCUCUUCAUUGCCAAAUGAGCCAAGUUGAUUAACUCUUGGGUGGUUAACAUCACUUUUUAAUUCUUGUUUGUGUGCUUGCGGUGACUGCUGCUCCUCCACAAGGCUGAAGGCUGGCCAAGUGAUUGUCGAUGUACCAUAGGGAUCCUAGCUUCUCUCAUGAUCCCCACGACUGGUCCUCAAGUAGCAGGUCACUACUAUGAAAUACAUAGGAGUCAAGGGAGAUCAUCGAAGGGGUUUUUUAACCGUCCUUGUUCAAUGUGAAAUUUUCCCUCAAACACUGACAUACAUAGACAUUCAGUCUUGAUAUUCCAUCGUUUUUCAAGCGAGCCCACUUUUCUUUCCCUGUACCCAUUCAUAAGAAUCUUUCGUGGUCAAAUUCGGGAUUCCUUAGAUAUUUUUAGGCAUUUAUUGACAUUAUUUCUUUUUCCUUUCUUUCAUUUGUCGAUUUUUUAUCGUCCCUGCUAAAUAUCAGCUUUGUCAUAAAUUCGUAAGUCUUCGUUCAGCCAAGGUACUUUAUUCUAAUGGCACGAGUAGGAGCCGGAAGCUUAAUUGUUUAAUAUGUAUGAAUUAUGUAAACAAGAAAACAAACCAUGGCGUUAUUUAUUCCAUGCAGAUGCUAUCUAUAAUUAGAGCAAAUAUUAGUUUGCGUUUGAUCAAACUAAAUGAAGCACUACGGUCAAUACAGAUGAAGAAAUCCUAUGAGUUUCCCCUCGAGUUUGCCAGGUUUCGCUAAAGCAUAGGCCAUUCACAUGACUCUGUAGUUUAGGUUUACUGAUGGAUUUCCAGAGUGGGAAAUUUUUGUUGAUGGGGAAUGAUAACUGAUUCCUCUAGCAACCGCAGUGACAGCUGGGUUCAAAGCUUGGCAUUGAGUUGAGUUGAGUUGAAUAUAGAAUUUAGGCCAAAGGCCAAGCACUGGGACCAAAGCUUGGCAUUGAAGCUGAUAUUUGACAAUAGUAAAUUUAUAUUAAAUCCAAUUUUUCAAUCGUUUCCAGUAACUUUAUAAACUAUCUUGAGUUGGAUGCUAAACACGUAAAACUUUUUUUGGUUGUGUGUGGGUACUGAUACUACUUACUGUUUCACUUUCCGGUAUGAAAGUAUGAGCACAUCGCUUCUGUUUUGUUUUUGUUAUCAACGAAUGACAUCAUCUCGAUAUGUUUUGUCGUCUCGUUUUCGCGCCUUCCUCCUUUGGUCAUGGUGAUCUGUUGGCUUGACUCCUAGCGCCCCACAAAUCCUUGAAUUCAUUCUGAUUAAACCUGCUACUAAGUGGACCUUCGCGGGUUAAAGAUGAAAAUGGGAAAUAAAAACGCUUGUAAUAUACAUAGUAGAUGAUGUACAUGUUUGUUUAGAAAUCUCCACAUAGGGAAAUAACAACCUGUAGUGUCAUACGUGUCUCUUUGCGUGUAUUCAUUUUGUAGUCGAUAAAUCUAGGGCAUCCAGAGGCGCGUUCACCUUACGUCUAAUGCUAGCAAAAAACUCCGAGUCAUGUAUCUCAAGGGCCCUGUAACGCUAUGGGAUAUAGCAGUGCUAAACACUGUGUCAGUUAGUGCACAUACGAGAACAAUGAAUGAAAAAGAAGUAUGAGGAAACUAACGUACAGAUGAUGACGAUAAUGAUGGUGUGCUGGUUAUAGGCUUAAGUGGAACGAGCCUCUCAUUUUUUAACUUUUAUUGAGUCAUUUUCAGUAGGACCCACAGCGUCAUCUUCUAUGAUUUUAGAUUAUGGAUUUUACUAUUAUAGACAAUAAGGUAUGAACCAUUAUUCUUGAGUAAAAUAUAUAUGCAUAUAUACGUAUGUGUUGACAUACUCAUACAUGAAUACACCUACGCAUGUAUUUAUCAAUGUGUGAACUCGUGUACGCAUGUAUCCAAUAGCACAUACAAAAAUGAUUGUGUAACAUGCGCAUGUAUGCACGGAUAGACGCACGUGUCUGCAUACUUUUCUAAAUAAAUGCUAUAUGUGUGGUAAGUAUGCUUAUGUGUAUCAUUUAUAUGUAUAUUUGCAUAUAUGUUUAUACAACUAUAUAUUAAUAUAAGCCUCUUCGAAGACGCGUUAUUGUUGUCCUCUGUGUUACUCCAAAUGAUAGAUGAAAUCAAGAAACUGAAACACUUUAUUUUUAACUGUUAAAGGUCGAUUAUUCCUUCUCGUCUUUCGCGAGAUAUUCUGAAGUACCUUUGAGAGGGAUACAGGCAGUAGGGCACAAUCAACACCGCUUCCUCCAACUCAGUUUUUAUGCAGAUAUGUUAGUCUUUGGUUAUUCAGCGUCAGUCAUACGGCAACGAUGAUCAUUCAAUUUCCCGUUAACACUUCAGUGUGAAAAUGUUAUCUACAUAAACUUCUGGCGGUAUUGUUUUGCAGAAAUAUCAUUGCUCUCAAUAAUUUGAAUUAAUGCUACUGCGACAGUGCCAUUUCAUUUUAGGAAACUGUGUUUCUGAGCAUUUCCUGUUUGAAUUCGCAAUAGUUGCUUUCAUUUCUAUGAAAUCGCAGCCAGAAUUUUACAGUAAAAAUGCAAAUUAAAUCAAUUUCUUUGUCAUUUUUCUGGGACAAUGCAAUAUACAUUAGCUUCUGCUGAAAUACUAUUGAGAUAAUACUGUUUAUAGAACUUUCUCACUAAAUCCUUCUGCAACAACUUUAUUAGGCUAGAGUACGCGUCCUGAGUUACUAUUAUUAAAUACAACAAUUUUAUAUAAAUUUGAUCAAUUAUAAGAAGAUACAAUAGUGAUUAAUUGUAGAGAUUAGGGGAAUUAGUUUGAAUUAGCCUGACGUUUUGAGACUAGUAAAUUUCUAGGUCUGGUUAGGUAAUAGUUUGAAGAGUGGUGUUUAUUAAAAACUAAUUAACUAUAUAUAUUCACGAAGGAAAGAGAAACCAGGGAGUUCUACAAGGCGUUUCGACUUAUUGUCCUUUACUUACCAGAAUAAGUAAAGGGCAAGAAGUCGAAAGGCCUUGAACACCAUCGUUUGUCUUUCCUACGUGGAUUUUGUUUAUUUCCAAAUUCAUCACGUUCGAUAUUUUCGAGAUUCAAUUAUACAC